Messenger RNA from Sinocyclocheilus anshuiensis, 828 nucleotides. Its product is annotated as olfactory receptor 56A5-like. Gene Ontology annotation, molecular function: olfactory receptor activity; G protein-coupled receptor activity; odorant binding. Lineage: Eukaryota; Metazoa; Chordata; Actinopteri; Cypriniformes; Cyprinidae. Gene Ontology annotation, cellular component: membrane. Gene Ontology annotation, biological process: detection of chemical stimulus involved in sensory perception of smell; G protein-coupled receptor signaling pathway. The record is from RefSeq and is a predicted model, not a curated record.
AUGAACAAGUCUAUUGUUGCAACCUUAGCAAACAUAUUUAUAAUGCUCGUCAUCUACAUAGAAUCGAGUCUCCAUAAACCAAUGUAUAUAUUUUUGUUUAACCUGAUAUGCUGCGGACUGCUUGGAAGCAGUGCAGUUUGGCCAAAGGUGCUUUCAAAUCUCCUAACUGAUUUGCACACUAGUUCAUAUGAGGGGUGUCUUCUCCAAGUCUAUUUGCUUAGUAUUUAUGCUGCUUGCACUUACUCUACUUUAACAGUAAUGGCCUAUGAUAGGUAUGUAUCCAUUUGUAAGCCAUUACAGUACCAUAACAUCAUGAAUCCUAGUAAAAUUAAAAUUUGGCUAAUGUUAAGCAACUUAAUUCCUGUUUUCUCAAUAGCUGGUCACAUUUAUUUGACAUCAAGAAUUCCCUUAUGAAGCCAUACUCUUAAUAAACUAUUUUGUGAUAACCUUUCUGUCAUUAACAUAUCAUGUGGUACGAGUAGCCUCAGCCUUGUAAGCAAUGUGUAUGGUUUACUUAUAAUAGUUUGUUUAUCUGUGCUCCCUACAUUUCUGAUUUUGCUGUCUUAUGCUAAAAUACUUUCUGUUAGUUUAAAGUCACAAAAUAGUCAAAGCAAGGCACUUGGAACGUGCAUUCCUCAUUUGAUAAUAUUCAUAAACUAUUCCAUUGCCACAAUUUUUUCUGUUAUAUAUAACAGACUAACUGUGAUUAUGCCUAACGAUAUGAAUGUCUUUAUAUCAGUCCAAGUAACACUGUUGCCACCACUUUUGCAUCCAGUAAUAUAUGGUGUUAGAACCAAAGAGAUAAGAAAAUUACUCAAUCUAAAGUAG